AUGGCACUCUUCCUCUUCCCACUGCGUUGUGGCAACACGAGAUUCGGCAUUUGAUAUCAAAUUUACGUCAGAUUUGGGCCCCAGCAAUGCAUCCCGACCUCACGGAGCGCAUUCUCCAGCACCUGGAGACCGCCGGCCAGGCGGACACCCUGGACCUGGCCGCCCUCUUCGCCGAGGAUCACCAGAAGAUAGUGGGCGCCCUGAAGAGCAUCCAGGCGCAUGGCGAUUUGGUCACCGCCACGGUGGCCACCCACAAGAGUCUAGGCCUCACGGACGAGGGUCGCGCCGUGGUGGAGCACGGGAGCCACGAGGCUCUGGUCUAUGCCGCCAUUCCGGCCGAGGGCAUCGCCCAGGCGUCCCUUAUGGCCACCGGUGGCCCCAAUGCCAAGGUGGGCUUCAGCAAGGCCAUGUCACACGGCUGGAUACUGGUGGAUAAGAGCGUCAGCCCACCGCUGGUUCGGCGCAAGGUGGACAGCAUUGUGGACGGUGUGCGUGACCAGCUGCUGCUGGUGGCCCAAGGCAAGGGUGACCAGUUGCCAGCCAAGGACUGUGCCGACUUCAAGAAGCGCAAGCUACUCCAGGAGACCGUCACCAAGAGCUUUGUGCUGGGCCGAGGAGCUGAGUUUGCCACCACGCUGACCAAACUGGAGACGGAUCUCACCAUGGACAUGCUGUCGAGCGGGCUCUGGGACACGCUCAAGUUCAAGGCGUACAACUUUGAUGCCCUAGGAGCACCACCCACGCGGGGUCAUCUUCAUCCUUUGCUAAAGGUUCGCACUGAGUUCCGGCAGAUAUUCCUCGAGAUGGGCUUCUCGGAGAUGCCCACCAAUAACUAUGUGGAGUCGUCAUUCUGGAACUUUGAUGCUCUCUACCAGCCGCAACAGCAUCCGGCUCGCGAUGCCCACGACACGUUCUUCGUGAAUCAUCCGUCGCGUAGCCACAAGUUCCCCCAGGAGUAUCUCGAGCGGGUGAAGGAGGUGCAUUCGCACGGUGGCUAUGGGUCCAAGGGCUACGGCUAUGACUGGAAGCUGGAGGAGGCGCAGAAGAAUCUGCUGCGCACCCACACCACGGCGGUGAGUGCCCGCAUGCUGUACAAGUUAGCCAACCAGGAGGGUGGCUUCAAGCCGGCCAAGUACUUUAGCAUCGACAAGGUGUUCCGCAACGAGACACUGGAUGCCACCCACCUGGCGGAGUUCCAUCAAGUGGAGGGUGUUAUCGCCGAUGUGGGCCUCACGCUGGGCGAUCUCAUAGGCACGCUUUAUGAGUUCUUCCGGAAGCUGGGCAUCACGCAGCUGGAGUUCAAGCCGGCCUACAAUCCGUACACAGAGCCCAGCAUGGAGAUCUUCUGCUAUCACCCGGGCCUGGCCAAGUGGAUCGAGGUGGGCAAUUCGGGCGUAUUCCGGCCGGAGAUGCUGCUGCCGAUGGGCCUGCCGGAGAAUGUGAAUGUGAUUGCCUGGGGACUGUCGCUGGAGCGGCCGACGAUGAUCAAGUAUGGCAUUAACAACAUUCGGGAUCUCGUGGGGCCCAAGGUGGACCUGAAGAUGGUCGAGGAGGGACCCAUUUGCCGGCUGGAUCAUGUCUAGGAUCUGCUAUUAAAUUGCAUUUUUUUUUCCACUCAAUUGUUCCAAGAAAACAAAUAUUUAUAAAUAAAACU
Drosophila kikkawai is the source of this 1654-nucleotide messenger RNA. It is a transcript of the gene alpha-PheRS, whose product is annotated as phenylalanine--tRNA ligase alpha subunit. The record is from RefSeq and is a predicted model, not a curated record. NCBI's taxonomy places the organism in Eukaryota, Metazoa, Arthropoda, Insecta, Diptera, Drosophilidae. Gene Ontology annotation, molecular function: tRNA binding; phenylalanine-tRNA ligase activity; ATP binding. Gene Ontology annotation, biological process: phenylalanyl-tRNA aminoacylation. Gene Ontology annotation, cellular component: cytoplasm; phenylalanine-tRNA ligase complex; cytosol.